AUGGAAAAUGCAGCAACUCCUGGACACAUUUGGUGUGCGGGAAAGUGGGUCAAAAAUAGCAAAUUGCAAAACAAGCAAGAUGACAAAGAUAGGUUAAUUACCAAUUUGAAAAUCAUUCAGGACUAUCUCUGCUCUUUCAAGUCACAGGGUCUGACAGUUGCCAAUAUAUCAGCCACAACAUUCCCUCAAACACUGGACUGGCUGCAUGGCUAUCUUCUUCAGAGUAUAGAUAAUUGCUAUGGCACUCGAUGCCGAAUGUGGAGGAACAACUUGUUAACAUUAGGCGCUGAAAGCAACUACAUAGAUGCAGUGGCUGAAAGCAAAUAA
Molecule: messenger RNA, 327 nt
Organism: Dovyalis caffra
Lineage: Eukaryota; Viridiplantae; Streptophyta; Magnoliopsida; Malpighiales; Salicaceae
Source: the annotation of a GenBank genome assembly